AUGUUUGUACCUCUUGAUCGGGUUUAUGAUACCCCAGAUGAUGUCGAGGACCUUGUUAAUGAAUUGGAAGAAAGCACAUUAUUAAAAAAAUACGGAAGGUGUAAAAAAUUUAGCAACAUCAUCAAUAAUACAGAUCAAGAAAUAACUAGUUGGAAAUUUAACGAAUGGGAUUAUUAUAGCAAAAAAGAGACAAGAAAAUUACCGUGCAAUGCUAGAGGUUUAUUCACUGUUGGUAACGAGAUAGUUGUCAGAGGAUAUGACAAAUUUUUUAACGUCGAUGAGGUUCCCGAAACUAAAUUUGAUUUUUUGAAGAAUAAUACGACAGGCCCAUAUGAUUUAACAUUAAAGGAAAAUGGGUGUAUUAUUUUUAUAUCAGGUUUGCUGAACGGAGAUCUUGUUGUUUGUUCCAAGCAUUCAACUGGACAAAGGGAUGACUUGACCAGAAAUCAUGCCAUUCAAGGUGAAAUCGAGAUUGAAAAACAAUUGCAUAAAAUUAACAAGUCAAAAAAAGAUUUGGGGCUUUUGCUAUAUAGCUUAAAUGUAACUGCAGUAACCGAGUUAUGUAAUGAUGAGUUUGAAGAGCACGUAUUGCCAUAUUCAAAGGAAGCUUCAGGAUUAUAUUUGCACGGAUUAAAUUUCAAUACAAGAAAAUUUAAGACCUACCCAAUUCAAAGAGUGAACGACUUCGCUCUUGAAUGGGGGUUCAAACCUGUUGACUAUUUUCAAAAGAAUUCAUUUGACGCCCUAUGGGAUUGCUUGCAAGAAGCAGCAAAAACAGGAACUUAUGAUAAUCGUGAAGUCGAAGGUUUUGUUAUCAGAUGUCAGUUAAAUGGAGAUGAUUUUUUCUUCAAGUUUAAGUUUGAAGAACCUUACUUACUAUAUAGACAGUUUAGAGAAGUUACUAAAAGCUUUAUAAGCAAUAAGUUGCCAAUCAGUGCAAUUAUAGCGAAAGUUAAGAAGCAUAAGUACAUUACGUUGAAAUAUCUUGACUUUAUUAAAACAUUAUUUGAUAAUGAGCCAUCUUAUAAGGAUAAUUUUUUAAAUGGUUUUGGUAUUAUUAAAAUUCGACAAUUAUUUUUGAAAGAAAAUGGGUUGAAUGAAACGAGUGGAAUGGAGUUGAUAGAAUAUGAUAGCUUAGAUAGCAAGCUCAAGGAACUAUCCUUAGUUGAUGAGCCUACAUCGUAUAAAUAUGUGCUUAUCCCCAUUUCCACCAUUGGGUGUGGUAAAACUACAGUUUUUCAAACAGUACUUAAUUUAUUUCCAAAUUGGGCACAUGUUCAGAACGAUAAUAUAGCAAAUAAUUCUACCAAAAAUAAACUAGUUGUUCAGUGUUUAACAGAAUUGGCACAACCAAAUACAUCUCUAGUGUUUUGUGAUAGGAAUAAUCAUCAAAAAAGAGAGCGUCAACAACUAUUUGAACAGUUUCUCAGCUUGAAAGACAGUUAUUUGUCUGCAGAUGUUGGCUUAAAGUUUAUCGCCAUUAACUUUGUGGAUAAUUCUUUAGACAAGAAAGAAUUAUUUGACAUUACAUAUGAUAGAAUUAGCAAAAGAGGUGAUAAUCAUCAAUCCAUUAAAUUCAACACUGAUGCUAAGCUAGCAAAUCAAGUAAUGAACGGUUUUAUAAAGAGAUUUCAAAGAUUAGAUACUAGUCAAGAGCCUGAUAAUCAAUUUCAUCUAGUUAUAGAUAUGAAGCUCUCCGAAAAUUCUUCUUUGUGCAAUGCUAAAACCAUUGUUAACGAAUUAAAGCAAUUUUCCAAUUUGAUUGAUACGGUGCCAUCAGACUAUGAUUUUGAAGAUAGUUUCAACAAAGCAUUAGAUUAUAAGCCUGACUUCACGAAGACUUUUGGAAAGCCUGAAAAAAAUAAGAAAAAGGGCGCGAGUUCUAUGCAGCAGAAAAAAGCGAAAAAGAGCAUAGUCUAUUACGGUGUUCAAAUUGACACUCAGAAAGUGAAAAGUAUUAUCCACUCUAAAAUAGAAACUAACCCUGCUUGGGUCGAGCUUACUAAUAGUGGAAGGGUUCAAGAUGAAUUUCACAUUACUUUAUCCCAUGUUAGCGCUGCUAGACAAGAUCAAAGGCAGCGUGAUAUUUGGGAAGACUUAAAUAAGAAGUUUAACUCGGAGUCUAUUUUAACUAAGUAUGAUGGAAGAGAUAUUAUGCUGUUGGACUUUUAUUGUGAUAUUAAAUUCAACAAGUUAAUCAUAGCGCAAGAUACCUUAAUAUGCGUUGACGCUUCCAUUAUUGAAUCGUUUAAUGCAGAUCAUGAUGUUGUUGACCUCAAGUGUUCAAAUGCUUAUCCUCAUAUUACUAUAGGUACAAUGAAACCUGAAAUAAAGCCUUUUCAAUCAAAUAUAAUCCUCAAGAAGUUGUUUGAUAGUCAUGGUUAUGAAUUGAAGGAUGGAGUCUAUGAUAUUGAGGACUCGUAUGUGGAAGUAAUCAAUUUUGACGAUAGUGCAAAAUUAGAAAAAAUGAUGUGUUUCGUUCAUUUUUAG
This is a messenger RNA of Debaryomyces fabryi, 2490 nucleotides long. RefSeq names its product tRNA ligase (gene LIG1). Bases 1 to 2490 code for a protein of 829 amino acids. The transcript has a single exon. Gene Ontology annotation, cellular component: nuclear inner membrane. Gene Ontology annotation, biological process: tRNA splicing, via endonucleolytic cleavage and ligation. Gene Ontology annotation, molecular function: RNA ligase (ATP) activity; ATP binding; phosphoric diester hydrolase activity. The record is from RefSeq and is a predicted model, not a curated record. Lineage: Eukaryota; Fungi; Ascomycota; Pichiomycetes; Serinales; Debaryomycetaceae.